Onthophagus taurus is the source of this 1677-nucleotide messenger RNA. The record is from RefSeq and is a predicted model, not a curated record. NCBI's taxonomy places the organism in Eukaryota, Metazoa, Arthropoda, Insecta, Coleoptera, Scarabaeidae.
AUUUUCCCGCUAAAAUGUGACAUCACCCACUUCACUCCUAUUUGUUUUUCAACCAUAAUGGCCGUUAAUAAGCGGUAAACUUAGCAACAAAAAAGUUGUUUUUAAUCAAAAAAGAAAGUGUCAAAGAUAUUAUUACAUUUUUAUUUAAAUUCAAAGUAAAAUGAAACGUUUCAUACACAAGAUGAAAAUUUUCCUUGAUAAACAACCCUCGAACACAGCUUCGAUGUCGAGAAAACUUAUGCUGCAAUACACGAACGUAUUCAAAGAGAAACCCGCUUUAGGUCUUGGAUCAAGAAUUACCGAAGCGGUUUUGAAACCGGAAUUUUCUCCGACGAUAAGAAAAAGCCACUUUUUACAAUCACUUUUCAUCCCGAAUCCGAAUAACAAGUUUAUCCAACCUCACAAUUAUUUCAGCACAACCAACGUGUACAAAUCAAAACAUUUUCUCGAUUUCCCUUCGAACCCCAUUCGCACUUUAAGAUUUCCUUUGAUGAAUUUUCCGAAUCAAAGGGUGUUUUUAACGAACAGUACGCUAGAAAGAAACAAUAACUCGGGAUUGUUGAGAUCGUUUCGUUUGGGAUCGAGCAACGAAUCGAUGAUGAAAACCCGUUUCAGCCAGAUGUGCUCUCAUCAGCCGGUUUCUUCGCCACCAACACACCGAUCUCAACGAUUACUUAUGGGCAAAUUAUUACCGUUUAAGAACAAAACGAAAAACGAGUUGGAUUUGAAAUGUUUUAAACCGAAAUUACCCCGAUUUGACUCCAAAAACCAGGCACGAAGUGGAAGUGCAAGUAGCUAUAGGAGUCUCAGUCAGGCUCGUAAUAAGCCGGCCGACGGAAGUGUCGGGCAAAAGAAUUUGGGAGGACCCAGGACUCCGACGCACGGCGCCAACAAGCAAAAUAAAAAUCAUGGGAAAUCGUUGCAAAAGCUGCCCCAAGCGCAACAAAAGGGGCAACCGAUUAAACAAGCCCCCGCUAAAGCCGCCGUCACCGCCGCCGUUGCCACCGUUCCGAUCAAGAACAACAAAAAAUCGAAAAAGGGGAAGCACAAUCAACACGAUCUCAUCGUUACGAUUAAUUUGUCCGAGUAUGGUUUAUCCGAAGACCAAGUUGCAGAAUUCAAAGAAGCUUUUAUGUUGUUCGAUAAAGACGAAGAUGGCACAAUCACCAUGGCCGAGUUAGGCGUUGUGAUGAGAUCCCUCGGUCAAAGACCAACCGAAACGGAACUUCGUGACAUGGUAAACGAAGUCGAUCAAGAUGGGAACGGCACGAUUGAAUUCAACGAAUUCCUUCAAAUGAUGUCGAAAAAGAUGAAAGAUGCCGAUGGAGAAGAAGAACUCCGCGAGGCUUUUCGCGUUUUCGACAAAAACAACGAUGGGUUAAUAUCUUCGAAUGAAUUGAGACACGUUAUGACUAGUUUGGGGGAACGCUUGUCGGAGGAGGAAGUUGAAGAUAUGAUUAAGGAGGCCGAUAUCGACGGAGAUGGGCAAGUUAAUUACGAAGAAUUUGUUACUAUUUUAACAGCUAAAAAUUAGUUGGUUUGAAGAAAAUAAUGGAAAAUAAAUUAUAUGUGUAAUAAAAAUGUAUUCCGCAGCACAUCGCUUAAACAAUUAUAAAUAUAUAAAAGAAGUUCGAUUCAUUAUAAAUAUUACCAAAUAAGUUAUUGAAUUUACGUAAA